CGGCGCCUUCGUCAGCCGGGCAUGCGGAGGAGCGCGAAAGCGGAGCGGCGAAAGCGCGCGCGACGCCGUGAGAUUUCACCCCCGUUUCCGUCGCCGUUGUCGUCGUCGUCGUCCUCCACCUCGCCUUCGCCUUCUCGUGCCUCCCGGCGAGUCAUCAUUCUCGCCCGUCACCGUCAUCGGUUUUUCGGCGCGGCGGCAGUGGAGUAGAGUCUCGAUCGACGAUUUCGUCGACGUGACGCGCGUGCGACGCUCCGAAUCCGAAAUCCGGCGCGCCGACGUUCAUCAAUAAGCGAGCUCUCGCGUACACUCGCGUGCACGCACGCACGCAUUCCGAACGUGCGUUCGAAUUCACGCACGCACGCAUGCCUGCACUCCUAGUGCUUCGUGAUCGUACACUCUUUCGUUCGCUCAUUCGUUUGCUGGUUUGCUCGUUCAUUCGUUCGUUCGUUCGUUCGGUGCUUUCGCUCGCGAUCAAGAAUGACGCGUGACGACCACGCACGCACCUGGAGGAGCGUCGUCGAGCAGCGCGACCGCGACGGUUGAAGAAGGUUGAGAAUCCAGAGCAGGUCUCUCGCGCGGAUUGCCUAGCCAGGACGCCCUGGCGGACGGACAAUGGCAAUCUCGAGUUGGAUGAUUUGGGGUAGGAGCCUACGCACCGGCCGUUCCCGUCGAAGUCGCCAAGACGAGGACAACUGCGUGCAGCUUGACCUGUCAAGAGGAUUAAAGGAGAACGUCAAGGAGGUCUUAACUAAUCUUUGCCAGCGGCACAAUGUUCCAAUCGUAAAGAAGCUAGCGUAUCUCAAUGCUAUUGUCAAGUUGAUUAGCGAAACCGAUUUUCAAGAUUAUGGCUACUCCGCGGAAGAUCUGUUCUGUUGUUUACGCGUGGCGCUGGUCCACGAGGCGACGCAGGUGCGCGCCGCCGCGCUACGGGCGGUGCGUUACAUGCUCAAAAAGGAGCAGGAUGUCAUCGCGAUCAACAAGCUACAGUACCCAUACUUCUUGGCGCGCAGCAUGGACGUUAAUUUGCGUAACGAGAUGGAAAGGAUACAAGCUCUCCGGCUCGUCAGGAGGAUCCUAGUAUUAGCCCCUAAGCAUUUCAGUUCCGUGCUAGCGAGAUCGCUGAUCAGUUUAACGAACGGUGGCGUCGAGGAGAGGGAUCGCGCAUUUAAAGCAUUUCUAGCAGUUGUAUGCGAGUUAGGCGUCCUGAACUCGAAUCUGCUGAUAAGCUGCGGCGGCGUCGGCGCGCUUGCCAGGGCUGCGAUGACCGGUCAGAGCGCUGCCGCGGUCGAGUCCGUCGUCGGGGUGCUGCUACGACUGCUGAACAAUCCCGAUACGCGCGGCAGCGUCUCUCUCCUGUGCUUCGCCGCGCCUUACUGCGAACUCCAUUCUUUGAGCAUGGAGAGAACCAAGGAGGAGCGUGAGCAGAGAUUCGCCGCGAGUAAACUGGCUUUGCUGAGCAUCCUGCGCUCGUAUCCGGGUGUCCUGCAUUUUUGCCGAUCAGACAAUAAUUCAGGUCUCAAGGCUAUCGCGGAUAUUUUAUACGUGGAUCAACUGGAGGUGCGCGGCGCCGUUCUAGAACUGCUCUAUGAGCUUCUGGACCUGCCACUGCCCACGUGGACUGACGAGCCAGACGUUGCGCUAGCCGCAGUGGAUCCUAGUAGAGCGCGAGACUCGUGGAAGUUGUCGGAAGGUUUUGUUGCCGCCGAGGGAAAAUCCAUACUGCCAUCCUUGUCGUCGCACUGUCCCAACAUCACGGAGAUACAUUCGGCGUUGUUGGUCUACGUUCUUUUGGAGUGCGGCCUACACCGAGCCCUCGCGGAAACUAUCGUCACCAGCGACACAUUCAUUUCGGUGCGCGCGGCAGUACUUCUGGGAGCAUUACUGCACCUCGCGCAUUCACUCCUACCAUCCGAGCUUUGUGACCUUACGCCACCAUUGCCUAAUCUACUGGAGCACGCGAGUGCCGGUAAACAUCAGGCACUAGCGGCAGUCACUAUUCUCGAGCGAAUGCAUACUAUGAUGCGACGUAGACCGACCCCGGCGAGUCUCUUCCUUGAUCGUAUUCUCCAAGCGGGCACCUGGCUACGUCCAACUCUGCCACGACGUCAGCGGCCUUCAGGUAGACACUGGCUGCGAAUCGGCAGGGAGUCACCAAUCACGCCUCUGCUGAAGGAUGCGCAAGUACUCAGCUCGAAGGAUGCUCUCGCUUGGAACUGGCCAGUGGUGCGAGCGAUUCUACGAUCGCGUGAAGAUGCAACGCGAAUCUUACAUGACUCCGAUCAUCGGUUGUUCAUGAAACGACUCGUACGUUAUUUUAAACCGUCGUGGAAUGGCUAUAGUAGAGUCGAGCUGGGCACGAACGCAACGUUGGCGCGAGAGGCGACUCUCGCCGGUUGCGAUCUAUUGAAUUGUCUGUUGGAACUGCAUGAACCAGAAAGCGCGCGACUACUCAACGAGUUGAUCGGGGAUAUUGCCGAGCAAAUCGGCAACAUCCGUACCGCCGAGUCCGCGCAUGAUUGUCUGUUUUCACCGCGUCAUAUGUCUACCACGUGUUGUCAGAAGUACUUCCUAUUUCUCGGUCAGCUGAGUCAUUCAGCUAAAGGUACGGUGGUUCUCAAGAGCUUCAAUCUGCUGGAGAAGCUACAGGACCUCGCGCUGGCCACUAAUCACGACUGCUAUGUCAAACUAAUCAUCUCCAGCUUGGAUUAUUCCCGAGACGGCCCCAACAGAAAGGUACUCAGCAAGAUCAUCUCUGAGGCGACGUUAUGGAGCACGCGUCUCUACGCCACACAAUUCCUACGGUUGAUUCUUCGUGCCAGAAUGACGGACGCCGUACACUGGGCAAUGGCCUUGCUGGCGGAUCGAUUAUCGGACAGUUACACAGCCGUGGCAUUGGCCGCUUUGGAGGCGCUACAUGAGGCCUGCGACGAAAUUGAGUAUCUAGAGGCAUUGUUGCAGCAAGGUGGACAGUCACGCGACUGGGACAAAUGGCUGCAACACCUGGGCGACAAGGGUUAUCUGUUGAAGAUUCGACUGUACUCUCUUGAGCAGGGUUUCGCGAGUCUCACCGCACCUUCCGAAGAAUUAGAGAAGUGGAUCGGCCCCGGCGGUUUCGCCGAGCGAUACGUGGGCCUUAUAGAAGGAGAGAUACAUGAUGCAUUGACAUGUCGUCAACGCGACGAGACCGGGAGCUACCAGAGAAGACACUCGAGCGAUGUCGUGAUAAUGCCGCGAGACAUCUACGUGCCCCCGCAUCUGAUCGGCCAGUUGGCACAGCACGAUCAUGGGAUGCAAUUAUUGUUACGCCGCAACGUGAUACAACGUUUCGCCCGAGUGUUACAACGAUUCAAAUCGGAGUUUGGCGGUCGCGACUCGGAGUGCAACUCGCGAUGUACCAGAGCGAGUCGUCUCGCUGCUAUGGCAGCAGCAACAGCAGCUUCCGCUGCUGCCGACGAUAUCUGCAUCAUGUCAGAGGAGUCCGGCACAGAUGAAGCUGUGGAGCAGUGUAGUCGCCUCGAAACCAUCCCCGAUUAUGAAACAGUGGAAAUUGAGGUUCGUGACACGGCGAGUCAACCGCGAACGGACUCGCUGAUGGAGAUCCGUCGCAAGACCAGCAUGGACGACUCUAGGCACACUACUCCGGAGCGAAGUUGGAGACUGGAGACCGAGUCAUCGCGUGACGAUCACUUUGCCGGUCCAAACGGCGGCAUUCUCAAAGUCAAAUCGGCUCUUUGGGCUCUCGGUCACGCGGGCACGUCUGUUGCGGGUGUUGAGCACCUAAAUCACCUGGGUAUCAUCGAGAUGAUUACGUCCAUGGCGGAAACAUGUCCGUAUUAUUCGGUACGCGCUACCGCAAUGUACGCGCUCAGCUUGCUCGGUACUACGCGAGCUGGAGCCGACAUUCUGGUGAACUUUAACUGGCCGUGCGUCAGGCAUCGACGCGGUGAUAAUUGGCCCGUAGUCCCACCCUCAAGCAGGUAUCCUAUGCCAAGCCCAAUUCCCGUGCAGCGGCAUCAUCGUAGUCUCAGCGACGGCAAACCAGAACUGCUUGAGCCAAUUGUGCGUCGCACUAGGAAUAGAUCCGAAAGCGCGGCUACAGAUCUCGAAGCGCGACGAUACUUCCUUUUAGAGAGAGGCGAAACUCCAAGUCCUGUUUCAAGUAUUCAAAGACUAAGCCAACAAGAUGCUGAAGGAUAUGCGCGACUACGUAGUUUACAACGCCAUCGCAGGCCGAGUUAUUCUCAAAGUAGUUUAGAAAUGUAUAGCUUAGACGGCCGUCUUUCACUGCAAAGUUUGUCAGAGUACGAUUCGUCCCGCAGCUGGAUUGCGGAAAAUGCGGUUCUUACACCGACGCCACCUCCUCCGGAAGACGAUAAUGAGAAUUCGUUCUACAUGGGUGUCUGCUUGCCGAGAAGGUUACUCACGAUCUUCCCCGAACCUCCUCAGCCGUCCCAACCAACCAUUCUCGAAGAUAGCAUCAGGUCCGAGUUGGAGACAACGGAGAUCGAUGAAGAAUCCAGUUCGGAGUGCGACGCCGAUACCGAACAUUGUCGUACGUGUCUCGUUUGUUAUCACGGCAAGAGUGGUAAGGACACUGGUUCGGAACAGGAUAUGAAAUUGCGAAGAGAAAUACUUAGACACACUCAACGACUUGCAAAUCCAGUAUGGUAUCGUCACAGUCGUCAAUCGUUACUUAGACUGAGGCAGCGGUAUCCAGAAAAAUUUCAGGAUACCUGUUUGUUUUCGGACGUAUCCGCUCGUCUUGGCAGCGGUACGUACAGAAUGCCAGCGCGACGAUUUCUGCAAGAACUGUUUCUGGAUUCUCCAUUCGAUGCGCUCUACGUCGAACCAAUCAACAUUCUGAAGAUAGCAAUCGGCACAGAGGAGAAUCCCCUGCAAUCACCUGUUCCUAGCUCCGAGGCUAGCCCUCGGCAGCAAUCUGUAAGUCCUGUGGAGGGCAAGAUUAACGGAAGACUUACUCUGACUGAGAUACAAACGGCGCAAUUGGCAUCGGUCGCCGAGGAAAAUUCCUCGACCGGUGGCGGUGGCGGAGGCGGCGGCAGUGGUGGCAACGAAUCGUGCAACGCGGGGCAUCAAUGUAAGAAGAAGCCCCCGGAGAUCGUGCGUCCGUCGCAAGAGCGGCGCACCGACGAGAAGAUCAUAGCCGAAAUCUUGAAACCGGAAGAGCGAAUACGUUUGUCAAAGAAUUCCGAUAGGUCGUUAAAAGUAUCAGGUACAAACACUGCCAUCAGCCUUGAUUCGUAGUUUUUCAAAUUCUUGAUCACGACUGCGCGCGUGUGCGUACGUGCGUGUAUGCAUAUGCAUAUGCAUGUCGUGCGUACGUCAUAUGCUGUGUGUACAUAUUUUGUAUUAAAAUGAUAAUGAUAUAUAAAAGUAAUAAAUUACACACAACAUAUAUACAUACAUUCACACACUGCCGGAAAUUAGACGUACCCUUACGCGUAUUUCAAUGUUUCCUAUUUCUUGUACACCUCUACACAUAAUUAUUCAUUAACCUUAGGAUUACACACGCUUUCAAAUACACUGGGUCUCGUUGAGACUUACCGAAUACUUUCGCCACACAAGACUGUUAAAACUGCAGAUUUCUGAACGAAUGCUUUUGCCAAGAGGAUGCUAGAAGAUUUUAGAUUAUAAAAUCAAAAUUUAAUCUGCUUGCUGAAUUGUAAAAUACAAACGUUUCAGGAAAAAUGUUUGAGUGAUAGUAAAGAAUUGGAAACUUGCCAGGUCUCGCAGGCUUUAUGUGUGUAGUCCGCGGGUUGAUAACCGGUUAAUUCGUAUUUUAUAUCUAUAUUGUACACCACAUUGUAAUCUGUCGCAUCAUUUUUUUUAAUGUCGACUUUUUUUCUUUGCGAAGAUGCGACGAAACCGUUGUUAGUUUUAUACUUACUAUUAUAAUUUCAUUUCUAUUUAUACGCAUUAAUUUAUGUAUUAUGUAUACGAUGAAAAAAAAGAUGGAAAAAAAGGAGCAGAAUGUGUGAAAUAUCAACAAACGUUUACGUA
Molecule: messenger RNA, 6021 nt
Organism: Solenopsis invicta (red fire ant)
Lineage: Eukaryota; Metazoa; Arthropoda; Insecta; Hymenoptera; Formicidae
Gene: rictor
Product: rapamycin-insensitive companion of mTOR
Exons: 9
Coding region: 613-5265 (1550 amino acids)
Biological process (GO): TORC2 signaling; positive regulation of phosphatidylinositol 3-kinase/protein kinase B signal transduction
Cellular component (GO): TORC2 complex
Molecular function (GO): protein serine/threonine kinase activator activity
Source: RefSeq, a predicted model, not a curated record